Molecule: messenger RNA, 2469 nt
Organism: Trichechus manatus latirostris (Florida manatee)
Lineage: Eukaryota; Metazoa; Chordata; Mammalia; Sirenia; Trichechidae
Gene: DNAJB5
Product: DnaJ heat shock protein family (Hsp40) member B5
Exons: 4
Coding region: 232-1278 (348 amino acids)
Cellular component (GO): cytosol
Molecular function (GO): protein-folding chaperone binding
Source: RefSeq, a predicted model, not a curated record
CUGAGCUGAGUGGCGGGCAGACUGCGCAAUGGCUGGCAAGGAGGCGGAGCCGUGGGGGCGGGUUCCCCGUCCCGCUGUCGGCGGCCGGCGGGCAGGCAACUCGUGUCCUGAGUGGAGACAGCGGAGCCGGAGCCGGAGCCCGGGGAGGCGGCAGCGGCUGUCUGACCGACCGCGGCGGUGCCCGCAGCUCCUCACCGAAACAAGGAGACCAGUGCUGGUCCAGUGGCUGUGAUGGGAAAGGAUUAUUAUAAGAUUCUUGGAAUCCCUUCGGGGGCCAAUGAGGAUGAGAUCAAGAAAGCCUAUCGGAAGAUGGCCUUGAAGUACCACCCAGACAAGAACAAAGAGCCCAACGCUGAGGAGAAGUUCAAGGAGAUUGCAGAGGCCUAUGAUGUGCUGAGUGACCCUAAGAAACGGGGCCUGUAUGACCAAUAUGGGGAGGAAGGCCUGAAGACCGGCGGUGGUACGUCAGGUGGCUCCAGUGGCUCCUUUCACUACACCUUUCAUGGGGACCCCCAUGCCACCUUUGCUUCCUUCUUUGGUGGCUCCAACCCCUUCGAUAUCUUCUUUGCCAGCAGCCGCUCCACUCGGCCUUUCAGUGGCUUUGACCCUGAUGACAUGGAUGUGGAUGAAGAUGAGGACCCAUUUGGUGCCUUUGGCCGCUUUGGCUUCAAUGGGCUGAGCAGGGGUCCAAGGCGAGCCCCAGAACCACUGUACCCUCGGCGCAAGGUGCAGGACCCACCUGUGGUACAUGAGCUACGGGUGUCCCUGGAGGAGAUCUACCACGGCUCCACCAAGCGCAUGAAGAUCACAAGGCGGCGCCUCAACCCUGAUGGGCGAACUGUGCGCACAGAGGACAAGAUCUUGCAUAUUGUCAUCAAGCGUGGCUGGAAGGAAGGCACCAAGAUCACCUUCCCCAAAGAGGGUGAUGCCACACCUGACAAUAUCCCUGCCGACAUCGUCUUUGUGCUCAAAGACAAACCCCAUGCACACUUCCGUCGAGAUGGCACCAAUGUGCUCUACAGUGCCCUGAUCAGCCUCAAAGAGGCACUAUGUGGCUGCACCGUGAACAUUCCCACCAUUGAUGGCCGAGUGAUUCCUUUGCCCUGCAAUGAUGUCAUCAAACCAGGCACCGUGAAGAGACUCCGUGGGGAGGGGCUUCCCUUCCCUAAGGUGCCCACCCAGAGGGGAGACCUCAUUGUUGAGUUCAAAGUUCGCUUCCCAGACAGAUUAACACCACAGACAAGACAAAUCCUUAAGCAGCAUCUACCCUGUUCCUAGGCUCUGCCCUGCCAGCCCAGAGUCUACCAGAGCAAUACCGCCUAUUAUCCCUACUCAAUGUGCACCCAGCUCAAUGUCCACUGGACACUGGCAACUUUUUCUAAACGCAAAAAAAGCCUACUGGUUUUCAGGAAAAUGUUCCUGUCCCUGAUCCCCUUAAAGCUGGGCUGCCUUGGGGGAGUGGGGGGAGUGGGGAGAGCUGGCCCAGACCAAGGGUCAAUUUUCAUGUCACUAGCUUUGAAUCCAGUUCCCACUCCAGUGGCUGGAGAGUAACCUGAGUGCUACUUGAAGUUAGAGAUUCCUUGUCCAUGCCUGUAAAUAGCAUGUCCUCCUCCCUCUGUCAGAUACCUUGCUGAUACCUUUCCUCUCUCUUCUCUUUGGCCUCCUCCUGUUGAGGGAAGAAGAGAAUAGAAAGGAUACUACUUUACCACCCCUACCUGAGGACCACAGUGUCCAACACUUGGAGAACCAAGGUUACCACAUCUAUAUUCACGCACAUGAACCACUCACCGAGAGCUGUCUGCAUCUCUCUGAGGUUGAGAUAGGAAGGAAGAUCACAAGGCAGUACCCCGGGAACAGGGCCAUUGAGCACGAGACACUUUUUAUUUGGGGCAGGGAAGUGAACAAGGCCAUCAGCAGCCUCCCAAAAGCUCCCCUGCCUACACACCAUAGAGUAGGAAGUUCUGUCCUCCCUACUGCUCUUAGCGUGUGCAAGGGUAGCGUGAGAGGAAAGGGCUGCCUGCUGUUUUAAGGCUAAGAGAUAAUGAGCAGUGUCCAUCUCCCAGCCUUCAUCAGGAAGAGAAAGGGCUUUGGGGGCAGGUGGCAGCUAUUCUCCACCAAGAGAUUCAGGGUCACAGGUUUCUCCCCACACCUCUGAACUCAGGGCCUAGCCACCCUCAAACUUCCAAAUCCCACUUUUGUGAUAUGUGAAGCUACUUAUUUCUUACCCAUCUCAGAGGCUGUGUGGGAAAUUUCCAGCCCUUUUAUGCCUGUGUAACCCCACCCCAUCCCCACAGUUGUAUAAAGGUCAAACAGUGAAGGAGCUGGGAGAAAGACUGGUUCAGCCAGGUCCUGGGAUGGGGUCUUUAGAUUUUCUCACUUUGACAAGCCCUUGAAUGUUUUUAUAGUAGUUUUUUUGUAUUUUUUUGUAAUGACAGUAUUAUGGAAAAAAAAUAAAGUAUUUUAAAAAUA